AAUCAGCCUCAGUGCCUACCUUCACACAUACGCGGCGGGGCACUCAGGUCUGUCAGGGAGCACAGACCUACACAUACACACACCUAGACACUUGUCGCAUUCACAUACAAACACGCACCUUUUCACACAUUUCACACCCUCCCAUUUUAAGGCACCCUGUGCGACCUCUCACCAUUGGCCAAGACCCGGAGCCCUCAGCAUCUCCAUCACGGCUGAAGGGACCAUUCGGGAAAGCAGGAGUCUGGGGUGGACUAUGAGGAUGUUUGUGAGGCUCGUACUUGGACUCUUCGUCCUCAAAGCAGCAGUGGCCAGCCCCAGAUUUUCCCGACAAGCAAACCUGGACAUUUAUGACGAUGCCAACUAUGAUGAGGAACUAAACAAUGUUGAAAGUGAGGAUACCUAUGACUACGAAGAUGGACUGACGAUUGAUGAACCUGAGAUAGAGAUUGAAACAAUGGCUCUACCUGACUACACAUUCCCUGAAGAGGAGAAGCCUGAGGAAGGAGAGGAGGAGGAGCUGACCCUAAGGCCCCAACCCAUCCCUCAGGGUUCUGGGGGGUCUGGUGUUCUGAUGGGUCCAGAAACACAGAAAGAGGUGGAGCUGCGUCAGGAGCCUGUUGAUAUUCUUCAUGCUUCCGGGGAUUUGGGGGGCUCUGGGUCUGGGUCCGGAACCUCAGGAGCUUCUGGAGCCUCUGGGUCAGGAGAAUCAGGAGAUUUGCUGAUCUCUGGAGAUAUUAUUCUGAUUUCUGGAGCCUCAGAGACGUUAAUCAGCUCUGAGGGAUCUGGAGAGUUCCUGAUUUCAGAAAAAACAGACUUUACAAUACCUUGGCACACCUCAGGAUCUGGAUUUGAAUCUUCUCCCUCUGGAGCUUCUGGAGACUUGACCUCUGGACACUCUGGAAUUUCCAUUGAAAUCCCCUUUGGUUCUGGGGAAUCUGGGGAAUCUGGGGAAUCAGGGGACCUGUCUGGGAUCUCCCCAGACCCGUCAAUCUCAGGGGCCUCUGGAAGCUCUGGGGUUUCUGGAGACCCUGCUGAGUCCGGGGACCUUGGGAUAACUUUAAUAUCUGGAGACGAGAAGCCGUUUGUCAUUUCCAAGCAUGAGCCUCAGGAAGCAUCAGUUGCUUCUGGGGAGAUCUCUGGAGUUUCAUCUGCAGACACAGAGAUCUCCGGGACCUCCGGGGUUUCUGGUGUCUCUACUUCUGGAGACGAUGAGGAACCAGUAACUGUAAUCAUUGAAACCAAGGAAGAGGAGAGGGUGCUUUCAACCACACCAGAGACCCCACAGGAGGGGGCUACUAGUAUAGAGGAAACAGACAGUUCAGGGUUGCCAGAGCCCUUUGAGCCAAAGGAGCCUGAUGAGCCUAAGAUUGACAUAUCAGGUAUGCCCACUUGCCUGCUGUGCACAUGCCUUGGCACCUCAGUCUACUGUGAUGAUUUGAAGCUGGACAGUGUACCACCUCUGCCCAAGGAGACUACGCACUUCUAUGCCCGCUACAACAAAAUCACCAAGAUCAACAAGUCUGACUUUGCCUUUAUGAACAAGCUGAAAAGGGUUGACCUGACUGCCAAUGAGAUUACUGCCAUCGAUGGCACAGCUUUCAUAGGCCUUCCUGAACUCGAGGAGCUGGUUGUCCGACAGAACCACCUCACACAGCUGCCGGCGCUCCCAGAGACCAUGACUCUGAUUGAUGCCAGCCACAACAGCAUCGGCUCGAAGGGAAUCCAUAAAGAGGCCUUUAAAGAUAUGACGGGCUUGCUGUUCCUCUACCUAACAGACAACAACAUUGAUUACAUCCCAGUGCCUCUACCAGAGAGCCUGCGAUCUCUACACCUACAGCGUAACAACAUUCAAAUGAUGCACGAGGACACAUUCUGCAACCUGAACGACUUUAACUACAUCCGAAAUGCGCUGGAGGACAUUCGCCUGGACGGCAACCCCAUCAACCUUAGCAAGACCCCACAGGCAUACGUCUGUCUGCCCCGUAUACCCAUCGGGAACCUCAUUUAACCACACGCGUACCUGCACACAACCAUAUGGACACGAGUUUGUACAUACGACCACACAGACUACAGUGAUCUCACCUCUCAUAUAAGCCAUGUGUUGCAAUAGAUUUUUUUUUUUUUUACCUGUACUGUCAAACAUGCUGCUUAUACGUGGUACAAAUGUAUUUAAAAAGGUUUCUCAUCAUCACUUAAGUGAUUUCACUUUUUACUUUACAUCUUCCUGUCCUUUUGUUUUGGGUAAACGAAAAAAAAAAACACAAAUAUUCUCAAGACUCAAAUGUUCAGCAACUUGACUAAAUUCAGUUUAGUAAAUAUGCUCAAAAGCAAAGUUUUAUGUUCUGUCCUUCCAAACCAAACAUUGUUUAAAUAAGUUUUGUAAAAAUCAAAAAGUUAUAUGAAGAAUAUUGACUAACACUUCUUUGUGAUCUAUAAGUUUUAUUGAAGCUGGAUCUUAAUGACAAAAAAAAUUGAGUAUAUUACGCAAUAAAAAAAAUGCAUUUAAACA
This is a messenger RNA of Oryzias latipes (Japanese medaka), 2509 nucleotides long. RefSeq names its product epiphycan (gene epyc). Gene Ontology annotation, biological process: bone development; articular cartilage development. Gene Ontology annotation, molecular function: protein binding. Gene Ontology annotation, cellular component: extracellular matrix. NCBI's taxonomy places the organism in Eukaryota, Metazoa, Chordata, Actinopteri, Beloniformes, Adrianichthyidae. The record is from RefSeq and is a predicted model, not a curated record.